Molecule: messenger RNA, 1656 nt
Organism: Paramisgurnus dabryanus
Lineage: Eukaryota; Metazoa; Chordata; Actinopteri; Cypriniformes; Cobitidae
Gene: f7
Product: coagulation factor VII
Biological process (GO): blood coagulation; proteolysis
Cellular component (GO): extracellular region
Molecular function (GO): calcium ion binding; serine-type endopeptidase activity
Source: RefSeq, a predicted model, not a curated record
UAGUCCCUUUAGGGGUGGAGAGUAUGUAAGACUUUCGACCUUUGAACCUGCAGCACAGGACAGCACAGAGACGUCCAGGUUACACGAGACACUGGUCAACAUGUGUCUUCUGUCUGUGUUAUAUCUGUUCCUGAGUCUCUACUGCUGUCAUGCAGCUGCAGUAUUUGUGGGGAGAGACGAAGCUCACGGAGUCUUGAGUCGCAUCAAACGGGCAAACUCGGGCUGGUUUGAGGAGCUGAAGACGGGUAAUCUGGAGAGGGAGUGUCUGGAGGAGAAAUGCUCCUUUGAGGAGGCGCGGGAGGUUUUUGAACACGAGGAGGCUACAAACGAGUUCUGGAAAAACUACAAUGUUCAAGAUCACUGUAAAUCAAACCCAUGUGUAAACAACGGCCUCUGCACGAGCCAGAACGCAGAUUUCUACACGUGUUUGUGUACGCCGGGUUUCAGUGGUCGUAACUGUGAACAGGAAAUGAAAGCCGUUCCUGAUUCUUGUCUACAUGAUAACGGCCACUGCGAGCACUUCUGUAUGGACGGAGACGAUCAGAGAAACUGUUCUUGUGCUGAAGGAUAUUACUUAGGAUCAAACGAACAGAGCUGUCUGACACACGAAGCGUUUCCGUGUGGAAAGGUUCCACUCCUUCAGGGUAGUGGCAGUGCAAAAAACCUUCAGGACGACACAAGAUCUCGUAUCGUCGGUGGAACUGAAUGUCCAAAAGGUCACUGUCCGUGGCAGGUGUUACUGAAGUACGGAGAGAAGGGUUUCUGUGGUGGUGUGAUCUUUAAACCCACCUGGAUUCUCACAGCUGCUCACUGCCUGGAUAAACUCAAAGUCAAGUUUCUCAAGAUAGUCGCAGGAGAGCAUGACAUCGAGGUUGAGGAGGGCACCGAACAGGUCAUUCAGGUAGAGAAGAUCAUCAUGCACCCCAAAUACGUUUCAGAGACUGCUGACAGUGAUAUUGCAUUACUGCGUCUGCACAAGCCCAUCACCUACAGCACAUACGCCGUCCCGAUUUGUCUGCCUCUGCGAGACAUGGCCGAGCGUGAGCUGUGGGCAGUUAACAUGCACGUGGUCAGCGGUUGGGGGAAACGCAGCGAGGGCGGACCUACCUCACGAGUACUGCGUCGUCUUAAGGUUCCUCGUAUUCGCACACAGGAGUGUAUCGAGAAAAGCAACGUGUCGCUCACCAAUAACAUGUUCUGUGCCGGUUACAUCGAGGGUAAGCAGGACUCAUGUAAAGGGGACAGUGGAGGUCCGCUGGUGACCCAAUACAGAAACACUACCUUUCUGUUGGGCAUUGUGAGUUGGGGUAAAGGAUGUGCCCGCCCCGGCUCUUAUGGUAUUUAUACACGUAUCUCCAACUACCUUCAAUGGAUCCAUGAACAUACUGAGAUCGAGCUUCAAAAGCAAAACAAACAAAUAAAGUAAAAGAAUGUCUCUACAUGUAAUCUUCACAUUUUCCUAUUUAUAUUUUAUGUGAUUUUUUUCUGACAUUUUCAUCUACUUCCUGGUCUAGUCUUCUACAGGUAUUUCUGAAAAUAUUAAAUAUGUUUGGCCUUUAAGUUUAAUUGUGUAUGAAUGCUUGUACAUGUUGUCUCUUUAAUGCAGAUGGCAGAUGACUUACAUCAAUGGAAAUAAUAAAAUAAUCUAUAAACCUG